UUUCCCUGCUGCCACCGUUCCCGACGCUGACACCAAGGCCCUUUUUUUCUUCUAUUGAUGUAUAGCGACUCCAAGGCUUCAAGACCUUGACUAGAUCUAUAAUGGACACGUAUGGCCAGGGAGAAGACCGCUAUAGCAAUAUUGCAAUCUUGCCUGCACUUGCCUAUGGAAAUAUACAAUGACACAGUUCAAAAAGCCUGAAGAGUGAGYACUAAUUGAGCUCUGACUGGGUCCAGAGGCCGAUGAUGAUUUCUAAUGGAGACUUGAAGCUGGGUACAGGAAGGCAUGCUCAUGAUUAUGGCUGUGGCCUUGAGCAGAUAAGGAAGAACUCAGAUAGGAUGGCGUCACAGGAAGGGGGGGAGCCGCCUCCUAACGGCAGCCAAMCAGACAGCCGGUUGAAGAGCAAGAAGCCGCCCAGUCUGGUCAUAACCAUCCCUGCACCAGAGGAAGAAGAGAGUGUUGAAGAGGGYGCUGAAACGGUCAAGCAGCCCCUGCGUUCGUCCCUGAAGAAAAGCGAGAGCCUGCAGCAGGCCAGUCCUCUGUCUGACAGUGGUACUGAUGGUGGUGGUGGAGGAGGUCACAAUGUUGGGGACAGGAGGGCAGCCUUCCACAGACAGAACUCCCUGUCUCAGAGCAUACGCAAGGGUACAGCCCAAGCUACAGCCCAGGCAGCAGGUUGGUUCGGGGUGGGUGAGGACUGUGAGACCAAGCAGCAGCUAUGGCAGAAGAAGAGCCUGCGCCACUGCAGCCAGCGCUACGGCAAGCUCAAGGCCCAGUACAGAGAGCCAGAGCUCCCCAUCAGCAUGGACCAGGGCCUGGACUCACCCGCCGCAAACAAGAUGCCCAAGAUUGUGGACCCCCUAGCGCGGGGGCGAGCGUUCCGCUGUCCGGAUGAGACGGACCGACCUCCCCGUACCCCCCACACGAGACCCGUCACCCCGGGGUUCUCCUCCCAGCGCUCCGGGGGCUACGCCCACCUGCCCCGACGCAAGAGGGAGUCUGUCGCCCGCAUGAGUAUACGAGCAGCGUCCAACCUACUCAGGGGUGGUUCAGGUCUAGUGGGCUCCCAGACAAGUCGUAGUUUUCGCCGGCGGAGCUUCGCCCGGCCCAGCUUGCUGGAUGAGGAUACUGUGGACUCAGCAGACACUCACGGGUCCGUCUUCUUCAGCAAGGUAAUGAUACUCCAUCUACCUUUCUCUCUGUGUCCUUCCCUUGCUUUCUCUCUUUCUGUUUGUCUGUCUCUCUGUGUGCCUCAGUCGUCUCCCUUUCUCUCCCUCUCCUCUUUUGCUGCCUCCAACUGCAUGUUUUUGUUUGGAUUAGUUCUCUGUCUCUUCUAUAUGAAUGUUCACAAGCCCCCCACUCGUUUGGUCCCCCGCUACACAGGUAUUGCACGUCCACUCACGCUCAAACCUAACUAUAACAGGGGCAAGGGCGGCCACACGCGCAAGACCGUUGCUGUCAGAUACCAGGCCCCUCUGAUGCCAUCAACAAGCCUGCCCACGGUGCCCAUGCUGGUGGCUUGA
This is a messenger RNA of Salvelinus sp. IW2-2015, 1523 nucleotides long. Lineage: Eukaryota; Metazoa; Chordata; Actinopteri; Salmoniformes; Salmonidae. The record is from RefSeq and is a predicted model, not a curated record.